Molecule: messenger RNA, 1343 nt
Organism: Chironomus riparius
Lineage: Eukaryota; Metazoa; Arthropoda; Insecta; Diptera; Chironomidae
Source: the annotation of a GenBank genome assembly
UUUACAGUGACUUUUAAACUUGAUUCCGUUAAACCGAUUGAGUUAAUAACCGAUUUGCUUAAAAAUUCGUCAAGUCACUCAAAAAUUUAUUUUUAUACAUAAAUUUCAAUCAAAUCUGGUUAAAAAUAGUGCGAAAAAUGUCACAAGCUAUUGUAGCAACAUAUUUGAGUGAGCAAAAGCGUACAAGCGAUAAGGAACUGGCUGAAGAAUGGGGAAAAUUAGAAGAAUUGUACAAUGAAAAACUUUAUAAUGAAUUAACAUUGAAGCUGGAUUCUUUUGUUACGAAUCCAAAAAUGCAAAAUGAGCCAGCAUUGAUCCAGUUAUACACAAACUUUAUUCAAUCGUUUGAGACUAAAAUCAAUCCUUUCUAUCUUGUUGAGAUUUUAGCUGUUGUUAUUGGACAUAUGAGUGAUAAAAAGGAAGCAGUUGCGUUCAUUGAAAAGAUAAAGGAAAAAGUCAAAAUGUGUGACGAGGCACAUAAUUUCUGUCAAGUGCUUCAAGGGCAAAUUUACUUAGAAUUUCUUAAUGAUCUUGAUGCAACAAAGAAAAUUAUUGAGGAUUUGAGAGAUACAUUAGAUGAGGCUGUAAAUGUUACACCUGUUCAUGGAAAAUACUACCUUCUAGCAUCACAAUAUUAUCGUCUGAUUGGACAACAUGCUGAUUAUUAUAGAUCUUCGUUGCAAUUUUUAGGAUGUUCCAUCGAUAGCUUUCCAAAAGAUCAAUGGGCUCAGCAGGCUUUCUUUUUGGGAUUAGCAGCAUUGCUCGGUGAAGGUAUCUACAAUAUUGGUGAGUUACUGUCACAUCAAAUUAUUGAUUCACUCACUGGAACUGAAUACGAAUGGCUAAUUGAACUGUUGAAAGCUUUCAACAGUGGUGAUAUUGCGAAAUUUGAACAAAUGAAACCACAAUGGUCUCAAAUGGCUGAUUUAGCAGCCCAAGAAACUAAACUGAGACAAAAAAUUUCACUUUUGUGUCUAAUGGAAAUGACAUUCAAACGUCCAGCUAAUAAUCGUACCAUAACAUUCAUGGAAAUCGCUAAUGAAACUCGAUUGCCUGUUAAGGAAGUUGAACAUCUUAUCAUGAAAGCAUUAGCUCAAGGACUUGUCCGAGGUGCAAUCGAUCAAGUUUCAGGAGCUGUUAAUAUGACCUGGGUUGCUCCUCGUGUUCUCGAUAGAAAACAAAUAUCUGGAAUGGCAAACACCCUCGAAGUUUGGAUUCAAUCAAUAACGACAAUGGAAAAACUGAUCGAAUCCAAAGCAUCAGAAAUACUUACCAAUUAAAAAUUUGAUACUUGAUCACGUUUAAAAUUAAAAAGAAUAAAGCAAAAUCUUCAUUAUUCAUAG